AUGCGGGCUUGUCCUCUCCACCUGGUCGCCCUGGUUAUGUGGACCUCGUUACUAAUGCUGGCCAGCAAAUGCAUGGCCAUACCCCUCGAAAUAAGUCAGGGGGACCACAUACCUCCUGCUCCAUCUUUUCCACAAAGCUUUUAUAGCAAUCUCGGCAGGCGGAACAUCCAAGACGAUACUCAUUGCAGCGAUACGCAGGCCGAUGACGCUUUGCAGCUCAGUCGGGAGGACAGAAUUGAACAGAACUUUUCCGUUCGACCAAGUGACUUGCGCAAGAGAGGUAGCGGCGAAGACGAUGUUGAAAUGAUCGACGCACUUCCCGAACUCCGUAACAGCGAAGGCGGCGACAUGAAGAUGACCGUCAAAGUAAUUGAGAAGUGGCAGGAUUUCCUGCGGACCUUGAGAUUGCUGAACGAAAACAGAGGGCAUAGUCCGAUAAGGAUUCAGGAGCUUAUUGACCAGAGGCUUGGUCCUCCUCGGACGAGAGAGGGAGACGAUUUAUCAACUAUGUUCCUCAUUCAUGUACCAUUGAAGGGUAUCGAUGAAUGGGUUAAUAACUUGAAGACCGAGCUCGAGGAUCGGCGGUUGUGCGGCUGGCUUAAAGCUGAGGUCCUUCCCAAGGGCAGAGCCACCUCCAAAGGCAGAGCUACCUCCAAAGCCAGGCCCAUCUGCAAAGCCAGACCCACCUCCAAAGCCAGACCCACCUGUAAAGCCAGACCUAUCCCCACGAUCCGAGCCACCUCGAAGGCCAGUUGCCGUCAAGUCACUAAGGAUGGAAUGGGAGUCGUCAAAAUUGUUCGAUACGUGCCUGAGGGAGCCUGGCCAGAGCCCGGGGGAGCACGCAAUCGCGUAAAGGGUCGGAUACUAACGACCGGACAGAGGUCCUGUUCGUCAGCCCCCAUUAUGGACAGCACAAGCCAUGAUAGUACGGAAAAAGCAGUCAAGUUCAACUGGGAGCACCUCGGCUGGCCCAAUGACGGGCAACCUGCGGAAAUUUCGUGGAUAAUAAAAGAUCAGUGGUACAGCCGUCCGAAAGGCAACGUAGACUUGAUUUUCUUCAACGUGCCCCCGGACGAGGGCAAUCGAGCGCUCACGUUCAUUGACAGGACGUGGCCCAUCGGUCUCACACCAAGUCCCACACCGGAGGUGCUCGUGUCGAUCGACGAGAACAAGAAGUCGCGCCUCAGGCUCCACCGACAGGAUGACUGGAUACGAUGUUAG
Messenger RNA from Acaromyces ingoldii, 1221 nucleotides. RefSeq lists its product as hypothetical. The transcript has a single exon. The record is from RefSeq and is a predicted model, not a curated record. NCBI's taxonomy places the organism in Eukaryota, Fungi, Basidiomycota, Exobasidiomycetes, Exobasidiales, Cryptobasidiaceae. Bases 1 to 1221 code for a protein of 406 amino acids.